AUGAAAAGAACUGACUUCAUAUCAAAUAUCAGUCUGUCCUUAUUGUAUUAUUUUCUUUUAUUGUCACUUGUACUGUAUAUGUUUUUUCUUUUGCCUUCAUUUCUAAUUGCAUUACAUUUUAUUUUUCCCUUGUCCUAUCAAACAUUUGUGCUGUUUCUGUAUGUUUUUCAUACUGCUGUGUGUGUGUGUGUGUGUGUGUGUGUGUGUGUGUGUGUGUGUUCGUGUGUGUGUGUGUGUGUGUACAUCGGCUUGGUUUACAGCUGCAAUGUAUCAUUUGCUGGCUGCACACCAAGCUUGCUUUUAUGGCCCCGGAUCAAACACUGUAAAACAUGCUCCGAUAGGCAUGCAAACGCACACUGAUACAGACACUUUAGAGCCACAAGUGCUUAGUCAUCACACAGCAUGGAGAGAAAGCUUUGUGAGCCAUUUAUGUGCUUUGUUUUUCAAUGUGCUGAUUACUGAGGAGUGCAUGGUCUACAGAUAUUACCAGCUCACAUUUUUGUGCCCCUAUCUCUCUUUCCUUAGUAUGCCACAAUGACUUCCUCAUUUAUUUGUGACAACAGAACAAGAACAUGACAUAUCCGCGAUAAGACCGAUGGAGAGAGUGAGUCUUAUGGGCCAGAAAAUGAAGAGAGUAAUGACAGUUGUAUAGACAAAAGUCUUGUCAUGGUUUGUAUGAAGGAAAGCCCCCAUCAUUUCCAAUCAACUGCUGGAUCUGCAUGACUAAUGCUGAAAUGACAUAUAUCAUUGUCAGAUAGGGUAUGUUCACACAGCUGUUUUUUUUUAAAUAAAGACACACACAUAAUGACAGCCUCCAGCACACACAAACACACACACUUAAGGACGAUAGCUCACUCUUAUCUUGCUGGCUGACACCAUUUUGCUCUCUAACAAUCUUGCUAAUUAUAAUUGUUAAUUAAUUCUCUGCCAGUGUCCUCAUCAGGAGACUAAUAACCUACAUUUCCAUUAAUUAGACCUUCAACCCUUCGCUCCCUCCCUCAGUCUCUCUGUCCCACUCCAAUCCACCCCUUCAUCCCUUGCCUCAGCUGCUGCCUGCUGCUCUUCUCUGCCAGGAUUGUCCAUACAUCACAUGCACACAUGGACUGCCUGUUGAUCCUUCAGUCAUCCAACUCUGCUGCAAACUGUCAAUAGUUUAGUUCCAGUUAUGCACAACCAGCCUUUUUGUCAAGUCUUCAUUGCUGAAGCUCUCUGCUCUUCUCUUCCAGACUCCCUCUCCUCUCCAAUUUCCUCUCUUCGUCUGGCACAAGAGGAAGUGAGAGACAGUUGGCGCCGGGUUGCCCAUGCUGUAUUGGUGGUGGCAAAAUGGCAGCUUCUGUCUCAUUCGUCCUCCUUCCUCUACCUCCCUCUCCAGAGAGAAGAGGAGGCCAGCUACAGGUGUGACACUUCAGCCUUUUUUAAGGGAGCAGCACAAAAACAGGAGAGAAAGGAAAGAGGGACAGAAGAAAAGCUAUCCUUUAGGCAUCAUGUCUACCCCGGUCUCCCCUUCCCCUUCCCUCUCCCCCUUGACCCUGGCCUCCCCUACAUCAGCCACCUCCCCUCUGCCCUCACCCCUUUCCCCACCUGCCAGGGUGCCUGUGUUUCAGAGGAAAGGAGCUCUGAAACACAAGAGGAUUGUGGAGGUUAAAGACCACCAGUUCACAGCCCGAUUCUUCAAACAGCCCACUUUCUGCAGCCACUGCACCGACUUCAUCUGGGGCAUCGGUAAACAAGGAUUCCAAUGUCAAGUAUGCAGUUUUGUCGUCCACAAAAGGUGUCAUGAGUUUGUGACCUUCACUUGCCCAGGCUCUGUGACAGCCCCCAGACCAGAUGACCUGAAAAGUCGACACAAAUUCAAGAUCCACACCUACUCCAGUCCUACUUUCUGUGACCACUGUGGCUCACUGCUGUACGGACUCAUACACCAGGGCAUGAAAUGUGCCAGUUGUGAUAUGAACGUCCAUCGACGGUGUGAGACCAGUGUUCCCAGUCUCUGUGGUCAAGAUCAUACAGAGAAGAGAGGCAGGAUCCACCUGACCAUCAGAGGAGAGAACGAGGACGUCUAUGUCACAGUGCGGGAGGCUCGCAACCUGAUGCCUAUGGAUCCUAAUGGCCUGUCAGACCCGUAUGUUAAACUGAAAUUGAUUCCAGACCCAAAGAGCCACAGCAAACAGAAGACCAAGACCAUUCGCUCCACACUCAAUCCCGUCUGGAAUGAAAGUUUCACCUUCUCAGUGCGUGGCCACCAGUGGGACCGGCGCCUGUCUGUGGAGGUUUGGGACUGGGACCGCACAUCUAGAAAUGAUUUCAUGGGAGCGCUGUCGUUUGGAGUGAGUGAGAUCUUCAGGCGUCCAAUCAGCGGCUGGUUCAAGCUGCUGGCCCAAGAUGAAGGAGAGUACUACAACAUCCCCGUACCGGACCCAGACCUGCAGGAGCCCCAGCCGGAUGCUACGACACCCCCUCUGCCUCAGGUUGUACCUGUGUCGCUGUCUGAAUCAUUCCCCGUGGCUCUGUCCCCAACACCUAUUCCGUCCUGCCCACCCGUGCACACCCCCAGCCCGGGCAAGGUGAAAGUGAACAUCCUUGACUUCAGCUUCCUCAUGGUCCUGGGAAAAGGCAGCUUUGGCAAGGUGCUGCUUGCAGAGGAGCGAGGCAGCGAGCGUCUGUUUGCAGUGAAGGUGUUGAAGAAAGACGUUCUCUUCCAGGACGAGGACACUGAGAGCGCUAUGGUGGAAAGGAGAGUCCUGGCGCUCCCUUCUCGCCCUCACUUCCUCACCUCGCUCUACUGCGCCUUCCAGACUGAGGACCGUCUGUAUUAUGUGAUGGAAUAUGUCAACGGUGGGGACCUGAUGUUUCAUAUCCAGAUAGUCGGGAAGUUCAAAGAGCCUCAUGCAGCGUUUUAUGCAGCAGAGAUUGCGGUGGGCCUCUUCUUCCUGCACAGCAAAGGCAUCAUCUACAGGGAUCUAAAGCUGGAUAAUGUGCUGCUCGACAGUGAGGGCCACAUAAAGAUAGCUGACUUCGGGAUGUGCAGAGAAGGCAUGUUUGAGGGUGACACCACACGCACUUUCUGCGGCACCCCUGACUACAUUGCUCCUGAGAUUGUGGCAUAUCAGCCCUAUAAUACAGCAGUGGACUGGUGGUCUUAUGGAGUACUGCUGUAUGAAAUGCUGGCAGGACAGCCACCAUUUGAUGGUAUUGAUGAAGAGGAGCUGUUUCAGUCCAUCAUGGAGCAGAGUGUCUCCUAUCCAAAAGUCUCUCGUGAAGCUGUCGCUAUCUGCAAAGGCCUCCUAACAAAAAACCCAGCCAAGCGUCUGGGUGGAGGAGAGGAUGCUGAGCGGGAGAUCCGGGAGCAUCCGUUCUUUCGUUGGCUGGACUGGGAUCGUCUGGAGAGACUGGAGAUCCAGCCGCCCUUCAAACCCAGAACUGGUGGGAAGAAAGGUGAAAACUUCGACAAGUUCUUCACAGCAGCCCCCUCGGUGCUCACUCCCUCUGACCCAGAUGUACUAGCAGCCAUCAACCAGGAAGACUUCCAGGGCUUCUCAUUUCUCAACCCAGACUAUGCUCCUUCACCUCUCACCGCUGUUUGAAAAUGGCUCCACCUCCCCUCCACCCGCCUAUCCCUUUGAAUGUACCCAAACUGCCCUUUCUUUCUAAUAGUAGUUUUAUAGCAGAGAAUAUGAACCUGAGAACUAUCAGCAUGUAUUAAUGACACCUCUCAUAACCAAAUCUGUUUACAUGAAAAUGCCAAGACACCUUUAUAUAUUCCUGCACUCUCUUUAAUGUAUUUAUGUGAUCAGGCUAGACACAGACUCACAUAAUGUCACAAUAAUGCCAAUAACACCAGUAUUACAUUAGAGGUUUUGUAGGAAGCAUGUUAACUUGAUAAGAGUACUGUAGUAUGAACCUGAUAAAUGGGACAGAACUCAUCUCUAUGCAUGCAAGGUCCACUUUGUAAACACUAGUUUUCUAUAGUGUUAGAUUAUUCAAGAAAGAUACACCUGUUUAACUUAACAAACAAUGUGUUUAAUACCUUUUUCAGUACUUUGAUUAGGUUCAUUUUGUGUUGUGAGAAGCUGUAUUUUCCCAAACAACUACAUUUCUCAGUCUGUUUCCUUUUUUUUCUGGUAUUCAGGCCACAUAGAAGGAAAAAUCCCCUUUUGUUGCUCAUACAUGUGAUGAAACUUCACAGGUAUUUCCCGGUGGAGUUUAUAUGCCGUACACUACCAGGAGCACUAUAAUGUAUCUUUCUAAAUAUAUAUCUCAAUUUAUCUGUGUGUGUGUUCAGUGUUCUGGCUGAGUGACACUUGACCAUGAUGCAAACUAAGUGGGUAGCUGUGUUUUUACUAUCACUGUGUGGAAGUGCCCUGUCAGUCAGGUCCCUGUGAGCUGGCUUGACUCAUUUUAAUGUCACACUUUGACCUCAGAUGACCAAGAGACACACCAUCAUGCAGUGCAGGUUUAUGAUUCACAGCCACACUGCCUGACUCUAUUAACAGUGGGAGGAAGCCACUUCAACACCACUGUUUGAGAAGAAUCAAUGGAUUUAUUUAUCUGUCUACACUGCAGUCUGAAGUGCACACAUAUCCCCCUAAAAUAAUCUCAUUAUAGUACAUAUUUUCUCCAGCUGACAAGAAUAGGAGGCUUGUUAGCUGGUGCGGAUACAGGUAAUUUAUUACUGAAGUGCUGUACACCGUGAAGCUUUUCGCUGUAAUGACGCACUCUCAGCACUGAUUAGAUAUAAUUAAAAGUGAGGCUCACUGGAACUGUUCAAUACAUGGAAAAAUAAUAGCAGCGCUGCCAUUAAAAUGCUAUCUGAACAAGGCAAGUGGCAGCAAACAUACAGUGCGCCUGUCUUUCAAACCAACUAGUUAUUUCCUAUGAAAGUCUGUGUGGAUGCAUUUUGAUGUUGUUUUCCUCUGAGUAUAUUUGGUUUUAAUACAGUGAUAAACACAUCAAUCUUUCAUGAAGAGGAGCUGAAGGAUACAUAGAGAUGAAAACUGUCAAUCUGCCUUUCCUUAGUUUGAGUUCAGGUCAACUGUCACAACACACAAUACUUAAAUAUGAUAGACAAUAUGAUCGAUAAUAGAAAAUAGAUGAUUUAUGCAUUUAUAUAUCUGUUAGUUGAGUUAUGUUUUGUUUUCACGUGUUGGAAAAAGAAUGUUGAAAUAAACUUGCUGAAAUAAU
Sphaeramia orbicularis (orbiculate cardinalfish) is the source of this 5181-nucleotide messenger RNA. RefSeq names its product protein kinase C, gamma (gene prkcg). Gene Ontology annotation, biological process: protein phosphorylation. The record is from RefSeq and is a predicted model, not a curated record. Lineage: Eukaryota; Metazoa; Chordata; Actinopteri; Kurtiformes; Apogonidae. Gene Ontology annotation, molecular function: diacylglycerol-dependent serine/threonine kinase activity; zinc ion binding; ATP binding.